UCUGCGAGCUGAAGUAGCAGCACUACAAAAAAGUCGUCGAACAGUGCCAAGUUGAAAGUUAUUUUUGAUGUUCGUAUAAACAAACUGUGUGUAAUAGUGAAUUAUUUGCGUGAUAAAUUUGCUUACCAAAAUGGAAGACUCUAAAACUGAAAUCAAAACUAAAUUUUCCUUCAGUGUCGAAUCGUUAUUAUCAAACAAAUCGUCGAGACAUGAAAUAGUCAAAUAUGAAGAUAAAUACGAUGAAGACAUCGACGAUUCUAGAUUGGACACUUCUAGUGAACGGUUAGAUGAUGAAGAUGACGAGAAUAUUACAGUCGAUGACGAUGAUACCGAUGGUAGGGAAAGUUUGAGUCCUAAUUCGUCGCAUACUGUGAUUAUUCCACAACCUUUACAUCCUUCAAUACCGAGAAUGUUACCCGGACAUCCUCAAUGGCCGUUUCAGUGGAUUGGACCCAAUGGAUUUAGAUCAUCUUCACCUCAAACGAAUCUACAGAACCUUACUACAAAUGGUGGACCCCCAAUUGUGAGGUGUGCCCUUAGAAAACACAAACCAAAUAGAAAACCUCGUACACCAUUUACGACACAACAGUUGUUAGCGUUAGAAAAGAAAUUUAGGGAUAAGCAGUACCUUAGUAUAGCAGAAAGGGCUGAGUUUUCCAGUUCUUUAAGGCUAACAGAAACACAGGUAAAAAUAUGGUUCCAAAACCGCAGAGCCAAAGCGAAACGUCUCCAGGAAGCCGAACUAGAAAAACUCCGCCUCUCCGCUCGUCCGCUCCUUCCCCCCAGUUUCGGCCUUUUUCCGGGUGGCGGUCAUCUGAUGUCACCCUUUUUGGCCGCCAUGGCUCACAGGCCGCCCAGCUUUACUUUUUCGGCGCCUAUGUUAAAUAUACCACAAUGACCAACAUGUGAAUUUGUUAAAAUUUAAAAUGACCCUGUGACCUGUGAGGUGUUAAAAAUUGAUGAUCUCAGAAGAGGAAUUGUAUAAUCGUCUGAUAUCGACCGGGGGUUAGAGUAGUGUUUUUUACUCCCAAAGAGAUAAUUGUUUUGGUUAUUUUUUAAUAGUGAUAUCUUGCCCCGUUCAUUCAUUAAGAGUGCGCCAGGAGAAAAGUAAAUGUGAUUUUAUGGUUUCGUGCCAAUUUCAGAAUAACAAAAUUAUAAUAUCGCUGUCCCAGUUUAAAACUGUAACAUCUCAAAAAUUUUAGGGUUUGAGAUAAGAAUGUAUUCUUAACAAGAAGGGCAGGGUCUAUUACAAUAAUUCAACAUUAAAAUAUCUCAAAAUAUUUAUUUUUCUAUUUAUUUUAAUAAUAAAUUACAAAUUAGUAAACAAAAUUCUUUAAAGUAAUUUAUCUCAAAAUGGCUGAUUUAGAGAUGUUAGAUAUUUGAACUGGGACAGCGAUAUAUAUCGUAAUACCUAAUCGGGUACAGCUGUUAAUAAGAGAGGAUAUACAGAAAAUGGAAGAUUAUUGAGAAUUAAAUAAAAAAAUCUAUUGCAGAAACCAACGACAUUCAUGUAAAUAGUACCUUCCU
Messenger RNA from Psylliodes chrysocephalus, 1527 nucleotides. The record is from the annotation of a GenBank genome assembly. Lineage: Eukaryota; Metazoa; Arthropoda; Insecta; Coleoptera; Chrysomelidae.